Messenger RNA from Drosophila yakuba, 4163 nucleotides. RefSeq lists its product as uncharacterized. Gene Ontology annotation, cellular component: nucleus. The record is from RefSeq and is a predicted model, not a curated record. NCBI's taxonomy places the organism in Eukaryota, Metazoa, Arthropoda, Insecta, Diptera, Drosophilidae.
UUGUGUGAGUCAUGGUGGAAAAUUCGAGGCAAGCGUACCGAUGCGCAAAGAACAAGCAUAAGCGAAGAAGAUAAAGAUAUCGAUUAAAAUUUCUGCUACAAAAAUAAAUAUAUAUGUAACGCAUAUUGUAAAUGUCCUAAGUUAAGUGAUAUAAAUCAAAUAUUUGUGUAAAGUUUAAUAUUUUAAUACGCGUCGAAGUACAACGAGUGAGGCUACAGAAAAGCACACACUAAAGUGAAGUACUUGGCGAGCGAAAAUAACGGAAAUCGAAUUCGAAAUAAACGCUGCGCAAUAGACGGUGGUGUACAUAAGAGUUUAACAAAAUCCGAAUCAGAAUCAGUUGAAAGUGUGAUUUUUUUGAGCCUUUGUCUGUAAGUGAAGAGAAAGCUUUAAGCGGAAUUACAUCUAUAUAUAUAUAAAUAUAUAAAUACGAAGCCAGCCCGUCGCCAUUUUGAAAGUGAUUUUACAAUACACACACACACGUAUAUACACAGCUGCGAACACAUACACAUAUAACCCCAUAUAAAAUCCGAAUUAAAGAGCAUAAAAAAAACGCAAAACAAACCAAUUCCCGCAACAUUUUAAAGUGAAACAUCUAGAUCAAGGCAACUUUUAACCCAAACUCAACCCAUUUUGUAUAUAACGCUUGUCGAAAUAUCGGAAUCUGUAUAACGAAGUGGCUGAGAAAACUGCGACACACACACGCACGCACGCUCGUUGGUGUGAGAAGGUCUACGGCAAAAAAGAUCAGCACGGCUUGGAAUGCGAAAGCAGCAGUUGAAUCAGCGAAGAACAGAGAAGAGUUUGCGAAAUUAUAGCUAAGGAUAGCUUAACCGGAGUAAAAGAGAUAAAUCAACAGACUGAUAAACAAUACAUAACGUUACAAGUAAAACUAAAUAAAGUAAAGUAAACAGCAGCUGUACAUAAAACAUAAAGGCGAGACCCAGAACCAGGAGAAGUGGAAAAGCAGCUACGUGCUCGGCCGCCCGUCGCCCUUUUCGUUUCCAUUUUGGAGGUCAUCUCAACUUCGGCGACUAUCAGCAACCAAAGAAAACAGAGCGGCGCAGCUAGAUCAACAUCUCAAUAGCAAUAGUAGCAGAAGCAGAAGGCGUUUGGUUUCGAUUUAUAAAGAAUUGAUUUAAGUGCGUGUGAUAUUUAACGUUAAGCAUUAAUUUAGCGAAUUAACCAAAAACAAAAAGGCAAAACAGCAGAAAUUUUAAUAAGAGGAAAGUGAUCCAGAGAGAUUAAGAGAAGAGGAGAGCAGAGCAGAGAUAUCGAUCCAGAGAUCGUAAAGCGACGAAAUUACUAUGACAUACUCGCACAAUAGCGUUAGGAACAACAUCAGAAUGACAACCGCAUCGGCCACCAAGUCCAUACGAUUAAAAAAGGGAGCAGCAUCAGCGACCUCCGCAUCCAACUCAUCCACCCCCUCGCCCACAUCCGCACCCGUCUCCCCCACAUCCGUAUCCGCAUCCGCACCAGCAACGCCCUUGGUAACUGCACAUUCCAACAGUAUUGCCAGCAGUACAAAUAACGCCCCUUUCCUGAGCUCCUCGCCCACGAGUCUCGGUCUUGGCCUGGGUCUAUCCGCCCUUGCCACGCCCCCCAACCAGAGGCAGCGGCAACUCCAGUCCCAAUCCCAGUCGACCGGAUCCAAGAGCAAGCAUCAGCAGUCGCAGCAGCGCCAGUCGCCGCAGCAGCAGCAGGGCGGUGGAGGCUUCUUCUUUGCCAACAACAACCGGAGAAACGGAGGAGGUCGUUCGCCCCAGGGAGCUAUGCAGGUGCGACAGUCACCGGCCACCAUUUUGGGUGGAGGCUUCUCGCCGGGAAUCGUCGGAGGAUCGGCUCGCAAGCAGAGGAAGAGCCCCUCGUUGGGCGGAAAGAUAUCGCCUCAGCACCAGAUGCAGCAGCAGCAGCACCCACUCAUACCCACCGCACUGACGCAUUUCGCGGGCAGCAAGUGCUUCGAUGCACCAGCUCCAACGGCGCUGCCCAAGCCUCCCCAGCACUGGACACUGUCCAGGUCGGAGGGUAAGCUUCCCAUGACGAUGCCGUCGAUGCCCAAGUUCCAGGUGCCGAUGCAGACGGGCCGCUCGAAGCGGAAUCUCCUCGAUGACUUCGACACGCACAACCUGAAGUGCUGCUCAAUGUGCAGUCGUAACCACACUGGUGCUGGAGGAUCAGUGUCUGGAGCAGGGAGGCAGGAAGAGUCUGGAUCUAGAGCUGGAUCUGAAGAUGGAUCUGGAGGACCGACAUGAAUGGCUAGAACACCCGGUGGACCCCGAACCCGUCAAUGAGUUGCAAAAAAAUCGAAAUGAACAUAAAACCAACAAAAAAAAAUUAACAAAAACAUAAAACAAAAAAUGGAAAAUGAAAAAACCUUUACAAAAAAAGCGAAAACAUUUCAACUGGAAAUUUGAACUUUUUUAAACAAAAACAAAAAAAAACAAGAGUAAUGUUUGUGAUCUCAAGUGUGUAUCAUAAAACAAUUAAACCAAUUUGAGAAGCUAUAAAGGGAGAAAAGAAAAACUGUUUCAAGGAAAACUGAAAGUAAACAGACUACAAACACACAAACAACUGUCCUCACACAACCGACCGACAAAUGAACAUCAACAACGACAAUGAGAACAAAUAAACACAGCGAAAAAGAUGCAAAAUUCCCCUCUAUAUAGACAAACCCACAAUCUCCACUGUCAACUUCAAUGCGCAAACUUUAUUGAGACAGCCAAUCGACAAACUGCAACCAGUACAACACCCAAUGGAAGCCUGGCUAAAAUAGAAGGAAAACCAAAUGGAAAGAGGACUUAAACUAAACGGAGGAAAAACCGAGCAGAGGAAGGAGAACUUUAUAUGUCUAACAACGGAUACUUCACAACUGAACAUUGUUUUAAACGUGAUACGCAAAUAGACUUGAAAAUUAAUUAAUAAGUAAAAUUAUAAAUAUAAUAAUAUUUAUGAGUAAUUCAAAAAUGGACGCUAGAAGCGCAACAUAACGUACAGUUUAUGUUUAUCCCCCGAAAAGCGGACAAAAUGUGCAACGUACCUUAAAUGUUGAUAAAGAAUAAAUGCAAAGGGCAGCAAAAGCUAUCAGAGUAUAUUCAAGAGACACGAUAAUACCUACUAACUGAUAAUAAUAAUAAUGCAACUACUAUAAAUCGUAUACCCACCAAAUCACAAAGACUAAUUCAAACAAAAACUCAACGACAACAACUCAACGCAGCCGCCGCAGCAGAGCAGCAGCAGAGCCGCAGCGCAAAAUGCAUUCAACUUGCCUAUGAAAAGCAAAUCAACAUCUGUAACUCUCCUCUACCUUAAGAUAAAUUGAUCCACUAUUGUAUUGUAAUUUUGACCAACCUAGAUACUUCCAUUACUUUUAGUUUUACGUCGCGCGAGAGAGAAGCAAUUGCCCAAAAAAACUGAGCUACAUAUGCGAACUGCGAACAUGUUUAAUUAUUCUUAAUGUGUAAUUGCAAAAUGGCUUUAAAAAAUUCUAAUUUAAACAUUCUUGAAUUGUACAUAGAAGGGAACAACGCUAAAAUGUUCAAAUAAAAUUUUCUAAAAACGAGAAAUCGAUAAACAAUAAGAAUAAGAUCAUCAUAAGAUGAGCACUUGUAAAUGUGUUAGCACGCAAUUGGCGCAAGCAAGAUUUUAUUUAUUCCAAAAUAUGUUUGAUCUUGCGCCGAGCGGAAACAAUUGUGAAAACAACUAAAAACUAUAUAAGUUGCAAUCCCCAAAAGCGAUGGCUUUACGAGAGAGGAAAAGAUAUAGAUAUCGCGAGAUGAGGAAGAAAUGAAACUACUUUAUGUAAACUAUUCGUUGAUGCUCAAUACUGAAACACUUGAACCCAGUACCUUAUUUUCAUUAUUAGCAUUACUUAUUAAUUGUUAACAUUAAUAUGUAUGUAAAUUAUUUAAGCUACACCCCCUCCCACACUUCCCGAUCCCCAGCCAAUCCAAAGUUAUUUGUAUUUUGCGUAGAAAGAGGCAGCGUGAGUUUUGUUAUGUGUUUUUGCCAACUGAAUUGGCACCGAAGUGAUAAGCCAAAAACAAAAAGAACCCCAAAACGUAAUUGAUAGAGGAAAACCCCAGAAAUAAGAACGCACUUGAGUUUUGUUUACGCAUAUUGUUUAACUUCCUGAACCAGCUAAAUUAUGAAACGAGAAA